CCUACAAUCCCCUCCCCCUUCUCUGUCCACUCAGGCUGGGAAAACGAAACUAAGAGAGAACAAAACACCAACCGAGAUCAGGAAAUACUUCUUCAUAUCACAGAGAGGAGAGCAACUCUGCACAGGGUAAGGGGGAGAGAUGAUCUGCAGAUCUGUAGACAGAUUCUAUAGAGAAGCGUGGAUGAUUUCCACAGAUAACAAUGGAUUACAUGACCGUAUCUGUGGAUGACUGGACGGAGGACCAUGUUCGAUCGUGGCUCCACUCCAUACGAAUAAAGCCUGUGCAUAUUGAUAAGUUAUAUGAUGAAGAAGUAACCGGACCAGUUCUAAAAGAAAUCAAAGAUGACUUUCUUAAAACAAUUGGAAUGAAGCAAGGGCAGAUUCAGCUGCUAAUCCAAAAGAGAAAUGAGCUUAUAAAAGAUCAAAAACGAAGCAAAGAUGACUCGGGGGCUGGAAAUAAUACAUCCAGUUCACCACCCUUGAAUGUCCCCGGCAGGGUAAAAGACUCAGAUGAUGUUCAGCACUCAGGUAAAACCAACGCUGAAGCUGCUUCCACAGAAGUUCAAAGUGCCACCCAACCAGAAGCAGUCCAAUCUUCUACUGAUGAUGAACUUGUACAACCCAUGCAAUCCUUGACACUGGGGAACCAGACACUGGCUGAGAAUCCACCAAAUCCAUCCAAACCGGACAAGAAGAAAUGCAUACAACAAUCAGAACCUAUAACCAUGGCUAUUUUCCGACCAUUUGAUAAACAAGUUGAAGGUUUCAAAUACCUUAAAAACCAGGUUCUUCCACCAGAAACAGGAGUCGAUGAUCUCAUUACACCUUGUCAUGAAUACAAGUCACUUGUUAUUGCAGCAAAGUUGGAUCGAGUCAGACUACAGGCAAAAUUUGCCUACGAAGUUCUCCGAUUUGCUUGUGCCUGCAUGAACAUGCGUACGAAUGGCACAAUACAUUUUGGUGUGAUGGACAGUGUAGAAGACAAGACUUACAAACAUGGGCAAAUAGCUGGCAUUCCUGUAAAAGACCCAGACUGGUACAUUGAUGCCUUGGAUUGUAUCGAGAAGUGUUUCCCUAAAGUAACAAGUGAUGCAGCAAGAUAUUGCAUUCGCCCUCCAAAAUUUAUUGAGGUUGUCGAUAGAGGCUCAAACGAACAGAAAUUUGUAGUGGAAGUUGACAUUGUGCCUGAAACAAAGAAGGUAAAAGGAAAAGUGUUUGAGGUGACUUUGCCAAAAUUCAAUGAAAAAUCCAAUAAAACGAUUCAGGAAAAGAAAGCGAUGUACCAAAGGAUUGGUGCCAAGUCUGAACCUGUGGCAGACGAUGAUAAGGUCGCCUUUAUUCAGGGACUCAGAAAUGUCGAUGAAAUUAGAGAGAGAGCAGAACUGAAUGUGAGCGGUGACACAUCGAUAACAGAAGAUUUAGGGAGAAAACUAUCAGUUCUGUUGACUGAUGGGAAAAAAUACCUCAACGAGUCUCUCAGAUACAUACUAGUCACCAAUCAAUGCAGUGAGGCUCUCCUACCUCACAUCACAUUUCUGACACGUUUAAAAAUUUUGUGUGUUUUUGACUUUGACCCAAAUUCUGACAGCAAUGGACUAUGUGCUAAAUAUAAGGAGCACCACGCCAUAAACAUCCAUUCCUUAAAGAGCUAUUCCAAUGAAAGUGGGGUGAGCACAAGUGACCUCAAGAAAAAUCUCUCCCUCUUCAAUCAAACCAGCUGGAUAUUUUGUAAUGGAAGAAGCAACUACAGGGGGGAAGAUGAGGCCUGUGACGAAAACACUUGGAUUACAACAAAGAGGAAACUUCUAAAAAAAGCUGUUUCUUUUUUAUGUGAUGAAAUUCUUCCAAAGGGAUACUUUAUUGUCAUCUUCUUGUUGUUUUCCCCCGUAGAAAAGCCCAUUGUAAAUACAUUUCAUGAAUUCUACACAGAAUUAAAUGGGAUGGAGUAUGUACUAUGCAUUUCAGAAAGCAAAGACAAUUACAAGAUGUGGACCAGCCAGGCACAGGCUUCUUGUACAAUGGAGAUUCUAGAGCAGAGAAGCAUUGUGGGCAUGAAGCUAAGUCAUGUUGAUGCAACAGUCCAAAGCCUUCUACCUUCAUCAUCUUCUCCUAGACAGUUAUGUGUUUCUACAAAGGGAGUGUGUAUCCUUGCCAGACCAGAUGAAGAGAAGAUGCAUUCAUUGGAGGUGCUGUGUGAAAACCAAUGUGACAGUACAGGGCUGCAGGACCUGACCAAGGAGGAAAUCGAUGAAAUCGAGACUACCUUCUAUCGAGGCGGAAAAGUCUGCUGGAAUCACCUCUGGCUUGCAGAAAAAAAUCUCUGUGAAAACUUUAUUGAAAGAGAAGCUUGUAAGGAAGUUGAAACCUUAUUAAAUAAUAUUGGCAAUCCUGUAAGACUUCCUGUUGCCCGGAUAAAAAUUGUUCACCAACCAGGCAGUGGUGGCAGCACGGUUGCACGGCAAAUUCUUUGGAAAAAACGUAAAGAAUUGCGAUGUGCUGUAGUGAAGUCAUCAUUUCCAGUAAUGACUGUAUGUGAACAUGCUGUCAAUUUAAGACAAUAUGAUGAAAAGGAUAUGAACCAAUGUCUCCCCGUCCUCCUCCUCAUUGAAGACUGCGAUGAUGAGUACAUUGAUGACUUGAGGGAUGAACUAAUGAAAGCAAUGACAUCUAUGAAAAUUCUCUCCCUGAAACCAUGCUUUAUUCUACUCAGUUGUAAAAGAGAUAAUGCCCCUGAAAAUCUUCUAAGGUUUUCAAUGCACGAAACUGUCGCCAUCACCCACAAACUGAGCGAAGAAGAAAAGAUGAAAUUCGCAACGAAAGUUGAAAAGCUUCAGAAGCAAUUCUCACCAGAAUCCAUCAUCAUAUUUAUUUUAAUGAGCCAAGAAUUUGUUAAAGAAUAUGUGGAAAACUUUGUACAUAACAUCAUGCUUAAUGUUGACCACUCUUCAAAUGUGACACGUCUAAUGCGUUAUGUAGCUUUGUUAAAUUGCUACAUUCAAAAUUCCUACAUAUCCUUUUCGCACUGCGAGGCCUUCCUAGGCCUUGAACCAUAUACAACACAAUCAAGUCCAUUGAGGAAAUUCAACUUCAACAGUUGCUUAAAUGAACAAGCAAGGCUAAUAUUCAUUGAACAAGUGGAUCUCGUUACUUCCAUUAACUGCAUUCAUAUCAUACAUUUUCGAGUUGCGGAGGAAAUCUUAAAACAGCUUCCUGAAUAUCCACAAAGUCAAAUAGCCAUGGACCUCCUUCAGGAAAAUGUCCUGUUCAAGCACAGAUUUGGCAGAGAUGAAUUUCUUGGAUUUGUUAGGGACUUGCUUUUCCGGCGGCGUAAAAUAAGUAGAGGUGACGGUGUGGACUCGUAUUUGUCCCCUCUUAUUGAACAUGUUUGUAACGUUGAAAAACAACAAGAGAAAGCCGUGAAACUUCUGGAAGCGGCCUACGAACGGUUUGAUAAAGAUCCCUUUCUAGCACAGCAGCUUGCAAGGUUGCAUUACAAGUAUGAGAAAUUUGAAGAGGCCAAACAUUGGGCUGAAACCGCUAGAUCUCAGCUUCCGAAAGAUUCAUUUAUUCUGGACACAGAAGGCCAAGUGUAUAAAAAGUGGUUUUUUUCUUUAUUAGAUAAGAAAAAUAAUGCUGAACCUCUACAUAACACUAAACCUUUAGAUAGUGCUGAACCUAUAGAUAAAGUAGCAGACUACCUAGAAUAUGCAAUAAAAGCUAUGCAGUGUUUUCAGGCAGCUCAAAAAGCCGCAAAAGCAGAAAUGGACACGAUGAACAAUGCUGGAUAUUUCGGAGAAGUGGAAGUCGGAUGCCGUUUGCUGCACCUGUUAUCGACAAUUGAAAUCUUUCCAAAAGACCAAAAAGGUGAGAGCUGCGAACUCGUACAUUAUCUCUUGACGGAUUAUAUUCCAGAGCCCAUCAAGAAACCAUGGUCCAAAUAUCACAGCCAUUUAAAAGGCCUGCACAGAAACCUUUACAAUGCUCUAGACUGGAUAGCUGAAGAAUUGAAUUACUUUCAGACUGAUAAAAUUGAUGGAGGGCAACAUAACAGCGAAGUGAAAGAAAGGGAAGUGGAAGAAAGGGUGUUCACCCCUCGAAAAUGGCUGAUGAGGAAAAUAGAAGCAUUUGCCAAGUUUUUUAGUUACCAGCUAUCGCCGUCUGAAACCGAUACAGAAAAUUCAAUCAACAAACUACUUCAAAAGAUGAACAUUUACAGACUGGGAGGUGGAAGCACUACAACAAUCCUUUCCAUACUAUCCGAUAACAAGGAUAAUAGGUCGAAAGGUAAACUUUCUGAAAUUGUAGAUCUGUACAAGAAAUGCAUAGAAAAUGAAAUACUGGAUGAUAUUGAUUUAAUCAACUACAUUAUGAGUCAUAUAGCUUUGGGUUGUGUAGACCCAAGUUCUCCUAAACUUCUCUCGUUUCCGGAGUUAAGGCAACUGAGCAAGAAAUUUCAAACACAGAGGAAGUCUUUUCCGCCAAGUGCCUAUCUGCUGCUGUUGCUGCUCUACUGGCCUGAUGAGAUCAUCGAUAGAGAGCCAGAUGAUAAAAAGGAUGGCAUCCUAAACUAUGCUCUUCAGUCUGUCCGGAGACUACAUGGAAUCAGGAUCAAAAAUGUCUCCGUUCGGAAGAAAAGAAGCAAUGUACUAUUUUUCUUGGGACAAGGCUUUGGUCUUCAGAAAUUUCUGCACCGUAGCACUGUAGAAAAACACAUGGAAGGACCGGUAAAUGAAUGGAGAUUAAAGUGGGAUGAUGGAGAGGUGGGAAAGUUAGAAAGUGUGCAGAGACUGCUUAAAACUGUGCCGGGAUUUGCUGAAAAUGGGAGGAUUUACGCCAAAGGACACUGCAAAAAAGAAAGAUUUGAAAUUAUUCCCAUAAACUAUUCUUCUGUACCCAGCGGAAAUGAAAAUGUAACCUUCUACCUCGGCUUUACAUAUACAGGAUUAGUCGCAUACAAUAUAAAAGUGCAGUAGCCCAGCUUGACUAUAAAGCCUCGUACACACGACCGGUUUUCUCGGCAAAAAACAGCAAGAAAACUGCUUCUUCCUGAGAAAACCG
Molecule: messenger RNA, 5058 nt
Organism: Rana temporaria (common frog)
Lineage: Eukaryota; Metazoa; Chordata; Amphibia; Anura; Ranidae
Product: sterile alpha motif domain-containing protein 9-like
Exons: 3
Coding region: 201-4973 (1590 amino acids)
Cellular component (GO): cytoplasm
Molecular function (GO): protein binding
Source: RefSeq, a predicted model, not a curated record